ACCAGGAGUGGCUUUCCGGUUUUUUUUUUACCCGAAGAACCACUGCAUUUAUUAUGAUUAUUUUUUAAAAAGGGAGGUGGACGCAAAACAGAAAAAUAAUAACUAAGAAAAAGAAGGGAGACGAGCUUGGUUCGUGUGCCUCCCGAACCAGAACCGAGCUGUAUUCGGAUCUGUAAUCCUGACCCGGGACGGACCCGUGUCAGCUCCCGGCGAGAAAGUGGACUCGCUUUCGACCGAGUCGUUUGAAGAACUGACCCGUGCUGCGGCCGAACCGGACAUGUCCGAACCCAAGACGGCGAGCCCGACCCCGGGCGACAUGUACAAAGGCUGGCUGUUCAAAUGGACGAACUACAUCAAAGGGUACCAGCGACGGUGGUUCGUCUUGAGCAACGGGCUUCUGUCAUAUUACAGGACCCAGGCGGAAAUGGGGCACACGUGUCGCGGAACGAUAAACCUGGCCACGGCGAACAUCACAGUGGAGGACACCUGCAACUUCAUCAUCUCCAACGGAGGAACCCAGACCUACCACCUGAAAGCCAGCUCCGAGGUGGAGAGACAGCGCUGGAUCACAGCCCUGGAGCUGGCCAAGGCAAAGGCAGUCAAAAUGCAGGCCGAGUCAGACGAUUCCAGUGACGAGGCCCCCGUCUCCUCUCAGGGGGACAAGUCGGAGUUUCAGUCCAUUCUGCGCACGCUCACCUGCAAGGUGGAGGACUUGAGCACCUGCCACGACCUGAUCGGAAAGCACGGAGCCGCCCUGCAGCGCUCCCUGAGCGAGCUGGAGAGCCUCAAGCUGCCCCCGGAGAGCGGGGACAAGAUCCGGCAGGUCAACGAGAGGGCCACGCUCUUCCGGAUCACCUCCAACGCCAUGAUCAACGCGUGCCGGGACUUCCUGUCCCUGGCUCAGACUCACAGUAAGAAGUGGCAGAAAUCCCUCCAGUACGAGCGAGACCAGCGCAUCCGACUGGAGGAGACGCUGGAGCAGCUCGCCAAGCAGCACAACAACCUGGAGAGGGCGUUCCGGGGAGCCACCGUGCUUCCUGCCAGCAGCCCCGGCAGCGCGGGCUCCUCCAAGGGGAGUGGUGGCGGACAUGGUAAAGGAGAUUUGAGUGACGAUGAUGAGAAUGAGUUCUUUGACGCGAUAGAGGACGCUCCCGAAUUCAUCACAGUGCCGGCAGACCCCAAAUAUCACAAGCGCACUGGCAGUAACGUCAGCGGAAUCAGCAGUGAGAUGGGACUGGAAGACCAUCUUCGAGAGGAGCAGCAGCAGCAGCAGCAGCAGCAGGCAGCCAAUCAAGAGUCAGCGUCGAAGGAACUCAUCCCGCGGAAAAAACGCCGCAACAGGAUCCCGGACAAACCGAACUACAGCCUGAACCUGUGGAGCAUCAUGAAGAACUGCAUCGGGAAGGAGCUGUCUAAGAUCCCCAUGCCUGUGAAUUUCAACGAGCCCAUCUCCAUGCUGCAGCGUCUCACUGAAGACCUGGAGUACUCGGAGCUCUUGGACCGAGCAGCGAAGUGCGAGAGCUCCCUGGAGCAGCUGUGCUACGUGGCUGCGUUUACCGUCUCCUCCUACUCCACCACCGUCUUCCGCACAGGGAAACCCUUCAACCCCCUGCUGGGGGAGACCUUCGAGCUGGACCGCCUGGAGGAGAGCGGGUACCGGUCCCUGUGCGAGCAGGUGAGUCACCACCCCCCCGCGGCCGCCCACCACGCGGAGUCGAAGCGAGGCUGGACCCUGAGGCAGGAAAUAGCCAUCGCCAGCAAGUUCCGCGGGAAGUACCUGUCAAUCAUGCCUCUCGGUAGCAUACACUGCCUGUUUGCAAACAGCGGGAACCACUACACCUGGAAAAAAGUGAACACCACGGUACACAACAUCAUCGUGGGCAAGCUGUGGAUCGACCAGUCUGGUGAAAUUGACAUCAUCAAUAAUAAGACAGGAGACAAGUGCCACCUCAAAUUCGCUCCCUACAGCUACUUCUCGAGAGACGUAGCCAGGAAGGUGACGGGAGUUGUGACGGACUCCAGCGGGAAAGCCCACUUCAUCCUGUCCGGGACCUGGGAUGAGAAGAUGGAUUACUCCCGGGUCAUGCAGAGCACCAGGGGGGAGAACGGGGCCGAGGGGAGGCAGAAGACUGUCUACCAGACCCUGAGAGCCAAGGACCUGUGGAGGAGGAACCCACUGCCGGAGAACGCUGAGAACAUGUACUAUUUUUCCAACCUGGCACUGUCGCUCAACGAAGAGGAGGAGGGCGUGGCACCGACCGACAGCAGACUCCGCCCAGACCAGCGCAUGAUGGAGAACGGGCACUGGGACGAGGCGAACUCCGAGAAGCAGCGUCUGGAGGAGAAGCAGAGAGCCGUGAGGCGCAAGAGGGAGUCUGAGGCUGUCAAACCAGAGGAAGAGGCUGACCCUAAGGAUUCUCCCACUGACUCUCCAAUAAAAAGCGCACACGUGGACACCUACAAGGCUCUGUGGUUCGAGAGGAAAGAGGACCCCGUCACGGGAGAGGUGACAAACGUCUACCGUGGUGGCUACUGGGAAGCCAAAGAAAAGCAGGACUGGUCAGCCUGCCCUGACGUUUUCAGUGCCUCGUAGAAUCAUCCGGAGAGAAGGAAGGAGGGAGGGAGGGAGGGAGAGAGA
Messenger RNA from Acipenser ruthenus (sterlet), 2638 nucleotides. Its product is annotated as oxysterol-binding protein 1-like. Bases 278 to 2593 code for a protein of 771 amino acids. The record is from RefSeq and is a predicted model, not a curated record. The transcript has 16 exons. Lineage: Eukaryota; Metazoa; Chordata; Actinopteri; Acipenseriformes; Acipenseridae. Gene Ontology annotation, molecular function: sterol binding. Gene Ontology annotation, cellular component: intracellular membrane-bounded organelle; cytosol; membrane.